Triticum turgidum subsp. durum (durum wheat) is the source of this 405-nucleotide messenger RNA. The record is from the annotation of a GenBank genome assembly. Lineage: Eukaryota; Viridiplantae; Streptophyta; Magnoliopsida; Poales; Poaceae.
AUGGCGAAGCUGCUGGCGGCCGGCGUCGCGUUCCUCCUGGCCCUCGCCGCAGCGGCGGCGCUGGCCCCGUCUCCGGCCUCGGCCUUGAAGGGCGCCGGCGGGCUAGGCCUCGGCGGCGCGGCUGCGGCCGUGGUUAUGCGGCGGGGCGGGCGGACGUGCCGGGGCACGGUGGGCGAGUGCAUGGAGUACUUCGGCGUGGACGGCGAGGGCGAGAGCGAGGUGGCGGCGAUGGCCGGCAAGCGGCGGGUGCUGCAGGACGGGUCCGGGUACAUCGGCUACGACGCGCUGCGGCGGGACAACGUGCCGUGCUCGCAGCGCGGUGCCUCCUACUACAACUGCCAGCCCGGAGCCGAGGCCAACCCCUACUCCCGCGGAUGCAGCGCCAUCACCCAGUGCAGGGGCUGA